This is a messenger RNA of Acanthoscelides obtectus, 594 nucleotides long. The record is from the annotation of a GenBank genome assembly. NCBI's taxonomy places the organism in Eukaryota, Metazoa, Arthropoda, Insecta, Coleoptera, Chrysomelidae.
AUGAUUCAGAUGGCGAUGGCAACCAAUUUUGUUACUCUGGGUGAACUCUGGUCCAGCCACGUUGAAAUGGAGGAAGAAGAUGAAGCGAUAUUUUCCAGAAUCAAGGUCUUAAUAGAGAACCAUCUGCCAGACGGCUGGAGAGACUGGAAGGUGAUUGACUGGAAGAAAGAAGAUCUAUUUGGGAAAAAGAUAGACCACAAAGUAUUGAACAAAAUUCGCUUCGCCCUCCCCACAUUGGAACUGGUGAAAGCAUUCUACCCAGAAGCAACAUCGGUGGGAGAGAAAACCUACCGAAAUAUAAAAUUGAGGCUUCUCGACUGGAACCUCUGUAGAGCAUUGAUCAUGAGCCCACGGCAGGUAGCGUGUCAGUUACGAGGAUCUAUGGCUCAAGCGGAGCUCUUUAAUAAGGCGGUGGAACCACUUAAACAUACUAUGCGUUCCAGAGAGCUGACGUCGGAGGCCCUUUCAACGGACGGGGAGUCUAAUUAUACGUCCCGAAGUAAAAGGAGACGGUGUCAAUCGUCCAGCUCAGACGACGAGUACCCGGUCAGAACCGAGAAACCAAUGAAGAGGAGGCGGCGAGUAUUGUCUUAG